AGGAAUAGUCGAUUUGAAAACACGCUCUCUGCUCGGGCAGAAGAAAAGGCGGCGCUGAGCGCGACGAGUUCGGGGGGGGGUCAGUUGUGGCGCGCCCCGACGUCCCUUCUUGCUCAGGAUUCAAGAAUGACUAAAAAAAGGAAACACCAAGAGGAUUUUCAAAAGGUGAAACUGAAAGUUGGAAGAAAGAAGCCUAAAGUGGAAAAUGCCACAGAUACAAACUUUAAAACAAAAACAAUUUGCCUUCCUGAGCAACUCAAAGAGGAUGAAACACUUCCCACUAAUAACAGAAAACUUAAUAUAAAGGACCUUCUGUCACAGAUGCAUCACUACAAUGCUGGAGUUAAGCAAAGUGCUCUUCUUGGGCUCAAAGAGCUUUUGUCUCAGUAUCCACUCACAAUUGAGGCACACCUUUCAAACAUAUUAAGUGAAGUAACUGCAGUGUUUACAGACAAAGAUCCCAGUGUAAGAGCAGCAGCAGUCUGCCUUCUUCAAUUCUUGGCUCCCAAAAUACGACCUGAACAAAUAACUCCAUUUUUUCCUUUGGUAAGUGCCCAUCUCUCUAGUGCCAUGACUCAUAUUACUGAAGGAAUUCAGGAAGACUCUUUAAAAGUCUUGGAUGUUCUGCUGGAAGAGUACCCAGCUCUUGUUACUGGCCGCAGCAGUGUAUUGCUAAAGAAUUUUGUAGAACUUAUUUCUCAUCAGCAGCUUUCUAAAGGACUGAAAAAUAGAGACAGAUCCCAAUCCUGGAUAUUGUCUGUUAAUCCUAAUCGGAGACUCACUUCUCAGCAGUGGAGGCUGAAUGUAUUAGUGAGGCUCAGUAAAUUUCUUCAGGCCUUGGCUUAUGGAUCCACUAGGUUGGGAGAAUCUGGUGGUGGACUUCAGGAACAAAAAGACAACCCCUAUGCUACUAGGAAUUCCAUAUAUGUCAACUGGAAGGAACAUGCCAAUGACCAGCAGCAUAUCCAGGUUUACGAAAAUGGGGGUUCACAGCCAAAUGUCCAUUCACAGUUCAGGCUACGGUACCUAGUUGGAGGAACAGCAGGUGGUGUGGAUGAGAGCUUAUCAUCAGCUGAAAAUUUGAAAGGAUUCAUUGAAAUAAUAAUUCCAUUACUUAUUGAAUGUUGGAUUGAAGCUUCACCUUCACAAUUUGCUACUUCUCUUAUAAAUCCUUUAGGAUCAGAAUCUCAUCAGCUUAUGGAGCAAGUACUUAGUAUUAUUUCUCUGUUGUGGAAACUCUCUAAGCAACAUGAUGAUACCCAUAAAAUGGAGGUAUGGCUUCGAAAGAAUUACCUUGUUGAUUUUAAGCAACACUUUAUGAGUAAUUUUCCUUAUAACCUACAAGAAAUAAUGAAACUUAAAAGGAAAGAAUCAAACAAAAGCAACAAGUAUAUGACUCCAUUAAACAAUGUAGAUCAUCUUUUACUGAAUUUAACUUUGUGUGAUAUCAUGGUGUCCCUGGCAAGUACCUCGACGUUGCAGAAGGACUUUGAUUGGAUAGAAAUGAUUAGGAAAUUUGUGACUGAGAGUUUUGAAGAUGGCUACAAGCUAAAUAAUAAGCAGUUGAACAGAUUGCUUGGGGUGACAUGGAGAUUAAUGCAAAUACAACCAAAUAGAGUGUCAACAGAGGUGCUAAUCAGGGCAGUUUAUACACUUUAUCAACAGAAGAAUCUCCUUGUUUCUGUCCGUUCUUCACUUCUGAACUUCUUUAGUAGCAUUUAUCAGAAAGAAGAAAUGGGUCCUCACAAAAUCAAAAGCCGAAGUAAAGUAUUAUCUCGUUGGCUGGCUAGUUUGCCCUUGCAGCUUGCUCAGCUUGGUUGUAAAAACCCUGAACUGUCAACUCAACUUAUUGAUAUCAUCCAUGCUGCUGCAGCACGAUCAAAUAAAGAGUUACUAAAUAGUUUGCAAGCCACUGCUUCUCGGAUCUAUGAUCCACAAGAAGGCACUGUGGUUCUUCUUCCAGCAGCAUCUCAGCAGCGUUUGGUCCAAUUGUUAUAUUUUCUGCCUUGUCUACCUGCUGAUUUGCUAUGUCAUUUAAGUCAUUGCUGUAUUAUGGGAAGGCUUAGUUCAAGUUUGGCUGUUGCCCUCAUAAGGAUACUACAUCUGAGAUCUGCAUUUUCUGGAUGGAAACGUUCUCUGCAAGCAAGUAUAAUGAAUGAUGUGGACUAUUUCAGUUUCUUAUUUUCAACCCUUACAGGGUUUUCAGCAAAGGAGAUGUCAUGGCUUCAGAACAUACGAGGAAAUCCUCAUAUCAGCCAAACACAACUCUCACCAGUACUUCUCUACCUAACCGACUUGGAUCAGUUUUUGCAUCACUGGGAUGUCACAGAGGCAGUGUGUCACAACUUAUCCGUUAUUCCUGCUCGAAGCCAGUGUUUGGAUGUCCUGCAAAGUGCUAUCAAUAAGCAUAUGGCUGGAUUGUCUGUAAUCCCUGAUAGCACUGCUGGAUCUGUUUUGUGUGUUGUGAGUAAGCUCCUGGAUCAAGCUUGUGUACUUACUGAUGCGAUAUAUAAGUUUCUAGCAUCUUGCUGUUACAGUCUUCUUCACUUCCUCCUCACUUUAGAGAAAGCGGAUGCAGAACAUAUGAGAAAGAGGGAUAAAUUAUGGGGAUCCUGUAUUUCAGUAUUGGCUGUUCUACCCAGAGUACUAAGACUGAUGCUCCAGAACUUGCAGGUCAAUAAAACAUGUCAAGAAGAGUUGCCAGUUGUUGCUCAGUUGAUUCGCUUGCUGCUGCAGCAUGCACCACUGAGAGUGCACAUGAUGGCAAAUGCACUUCUGGUACAGCAGAUCGUCAAAGAUAUUAUGACAGUGAAGAGUGGAGGAGUUCAGGAGCAAUGGCUUACAGACCUUCAUUACUGUUUCAACAUUUAUCUGGCUAGCCGCCAACAGGGAUCUGGUGCAGUUAGCACAGUCUGUUGAGGAGACACAAUUUUAAAAUGUUUACUUCUGUAUUAUUUUGAAACAAAACAUUGGAACAAAUAUUUGUCAGUAAAGCUGAACUUUAAAGAAA
Molecule: messenger RNA, 3010 nt
Organism: Gracilinanus agilis (Agile Gracile Mouse Opossum)
Lineage: Eukaryota; Metazoa; Chordata; Mammalia; Didelphimorphia; Didelphidae
Gene: TEX10
Product: testis expressed 10
Exons: 15
Coding region: 127-2919 (930 amino acids)
Cellular component (GO): MLL1 complex; nucleus
Source: RefSeq, a predicted model, not a curated record